UAUUACCCAUGAGAUUUCGAAUGUUGUGAAAACUGUGUGGUGAAGUUUGACGCGAAAAUGUAACAAAUAUUAUACAGUCUUAAUGCUUUGGUCGGCGUUUUGGCGUUGUUUUAAAGGGACUAAUCUCUUGUCAAUAGUCCAAUUGCAGAAACUCAGGUUUAUAAGCGGCAGCCCAAGGCUGUGCCAACCACAGAAAGUGACUGGUCGAAAUGACAGCUCAACUCGCUGGCUGCGAAGACACCUCGCUGAUCCUUAUGUCAAGAAAGCAUCAGAGGACAAUUAUCGAUGCCGUAGUGCCUACAAACUAAUCCAAUUGGAUGACAAGUAUCACUUUUUGCUGCCAGGACAUGUUGUAGUUAGUAUCGACUGUGGGGCAAGCCCAGGUUCCUGGACACAAGUUGCAGUUGAGAGGGUAAUCCCGAACAUAGGAGGAGAGCAGGGGCUUGUUGUCGCUAUUGAUUUACUUGACAUCAAGGCUAUUCCAGGGGCUGUUAUUAUGGGUAGAUGUGACUUUACCCACAAAGCUACUCAAACGAAAAUAUUAUCCUUACUUCCUUCUUUUGGUGUAAAUGUGAUUCUAAGUGACAUGGCUCCAAAUUCAAGUGGUAACCAUUCCCUUGAUCAUGAAGCUAUUCUUGACCUUUGUGAUUCAGCAUUUGAAUUUGGUCAGAAGACCUUAAAGCCUGGCGGAGUGUUCCUGUGCAAGCUCUGGGAUGGGCGUGGAACAGUAGAUUUUAUGCAGAUGCUCAAAAGAAGUUUCAAAUUGGUCAAGAAGUGUAAACCACAAGCCAGCAGAAAAGAUUCUCCAGAAAUAUAUAUUUAUGCUGCUGGGUUUAUCAAAUGACCAUCAUAGAAUCUAAACUAAAAAGUAAUUUAUAGUUCUAAAAAUUAAUUUGUAGAAAAUCAUAUCUUGGUUUAUUUUGUAUUUAUAUAUAAAGAUAUUUUUAGAACUGUCUUUUGAACAAUAUGAAGACUCUGUCAUCUCUAUGUGCCAGCAAACCUUCCUCCAUGGAAGACCAUGGAUCAGCAUAAUACAGGCUUCUAACAGAGGUAUAAAACACUGAAUGGAACGGGGGAGAGUGGCUGCUAUAGCGGACAACCCCGGGGGACUCUCCAGAAAGGUAGACAGGGGUGAUCACAUCUUUUACUGUCAAAUCCAUUGUAUUGCGACGCCACAUUUUCAAAACAUCAAUUUGUUUCUGUCUUUUGGGAUUUUCUGUUCCGCCAGUCAAAUUAUUCUAAGCCAAUCAGAUUCUUGCCAUCUCUCCCCUUGUGUAGUUGCCUAGCUUUCUGUCGCGACACUGGUUUUCGUCCAGAGGAUAGCCAGAGAAGUGCACAAAGUGAGACUCUGAUUUGACCAAUUGCUCUUCCUAAGGGGAUGUUUAACGUUUAUCUGUUUAAGGGUUUAAAAUUCCUUCGACCUCACCCAAUUUGCAAUCUCUUUGGGGUAAGAAGUUCUGUUGACCACGCCUAAAGUUUCCUUAGGGUAAAAUCGAUUUUGCCAAUGAUCACCCCCUUUUGUUUGUAUUGGAGUUCCCCCUCCCCGGGACAACACUGGAGGGGCUGAAGAUUAAAAAGAAUUAAAUAAAGGCAGCAUGAAAGAGAUUAUUUCCACCCCCCCCCCCCUUUCAAAUGAGUGAAUACUCAUUUGAGCUCCCUGGGGGAGCGAGAGUGAUUAUUUGAAGUGAAACAUCUUAACAUUUCUGAGGAGCUGUAUGUUUAUCCCGGGGGGACUUCAAGAAAAACAGACGGGGAUGCUCAACAGCAAAAUCAAUUUAUAUUUGGCUGACUGAUCCUGUAUUGUUAGGUUAUCGACAAUAAAGCUGGAAGUAUCAAAAGA
Messenger RNA from Nematostella vectensis (starlet sea anemone), 1840 nucleotides. RefSeq names its product ribosomal RNA large subunit methyltransferase E. The record is from RefSeq and is a predicted model, not a curated record. The transcript has 10 exons. Lineage: Eukaryota; Metazoa; Cnidaria; Anthozoa; Actiniaria; Edwardsiidae. Bases 83 to 844 code for a protein of 253 amino acids. Gene Ontology annotation, molecular function: rRNA (uridine-2'-O-ribose)-methyltransferase activity. Gene Ontology annotation, cellular component: mitochondrion. Gene Ontology annotation, biological process: RNA methylation.